UCAACCGCCCAAGCACUACCGCCCUACGAGACCCGUACAACAGGUAAAAUGAUGCGAGCAGCGGGUGCAGUGGCUUUGGCUGUGGCCACACUGCUGGUCUGUUGCAGUGCCGAUCUUCAUCAGGAUCAAGAUAUGGGUGUCGGUGAACACCGCACUGGAGACUACGACAACAAUGACUCUAGGCAAAAAGAAGAAGUGGAGAACUUUUUGAGAUUUCUUAUGCAAUACGAAAACCAAAAUGGAGAUAAAAAAUACAAUUAUGGACGUAUUGGCGGCAGUACUUUACUUGGAAGAGAUAUAAACUCUUAUGAUAGCGGUUCUCUUGGGAGGGUAUCCGGUGGAUUAGGUGGAUCUACACUUCUCGGAAGAAGCAUUGAUUCUGAUACAAGACAUUUCAAUAGAAUCGGAGGAUCGACUCUUUUAGGAAGAAAUGUUGACUACAAAAUGCCAUACGCUAGAUUUCUCGAUCCCCUUGGAGGCGGUAACUUCGUUCGCAAUCUUGAUCCUAUUGGAGGAGGAAAUUUAGUAAGGAACUUGGACUCUAUCGGAGGUAGUAACUUCGUCAAGAAGAACCUUGAUCAAAUUGGAGGACCCAAUCUAGUCAAAAGAACCCUAGAUUCCUUGGGAGGCGGAAAUUUCCCACGUAAUUUGGACGCUCUCGGCGGCGGACAUUUAGCCCGCGAAGUUAGAGAGUUACGCCGAUUCCCUUAUUUCAUGGGUAGGAGGUUCGAAUAUGGAAGUCCUUAUGGGGGUAAGCGCGAUCCGUGGCCCCUUGCAUCUCCAAUCGAGUACGGAUAUUACGGAGAGGGACUUCCCAAGCGCAAUUUCGACGAGAUUGACCGGUCUAACUUGGAUAACUUCGUGAAGAAGCGCAACUUCGACGAAAUCGAUCAUACUUCAAUGCCCUUCCCAUUCAAGCGCUUCUAUCAUCUCUAUGGACCCAACAACUUGGAUACACCAGUAUCCAGUUUCGACAAGAAGAGAUACAGACCAGACUACCCCAUGGAUGAGAUCGACCUCUCCCAAUUCCCCAUCGGAUCAAAGCGCGCCUACGAAUUCCCCGCCGCGCACCCUCUACGAUAAAUUCUAAAUCGAGCAAUACCCAAACUUUCAAAGUAUCGACAAUUCAUAUUUUUCGUUUAUCUGUCACGUGUCUUAUAUAUUUUAGUAAAACCAGUUGUUAUAAGUUCAAUGUAAAAUUUUAUCCCCACUUAGAGUUCCCGUACGUGACUGAACUUCGUAAUUAUGAAAAAUUCGUAAUCCAAAGAUAUCUCCAAAUAUUCGAAAAGUAGCUCUUAAUAAAUAACGAUAUUAAAUAGUGUAAAUG
Molecule: messenger RNA, 1327 nt
Organism: Vanessa atalanta (red admiral)
Lineage: Eukaryota; Metazoa; Arthropoda; Insecta; Lepidoptera; Nymphalidae
Gene: Ork
Product: orcokinin peptides-like
Exons: 8
Coding region: 49-1083 (344 amino acids)
Source: RefSeq, a predicted model, not a curated record